Messenger RNA from Python bivittatus (Burmese python), 3108 nucleotides. It is a transcript of the gene TMEM86A, whose product is annotated as transmembrane protein 86A. The record is from RefSeq and is a predicted model, not a curated record. Gene Ontology annotation, molecular function: hydrolase activity. Lineage: Eukaryota; Metazoa; Chordata; Lepidosauria; Squamata; Pythonidae. Gene Ontology annotation, cellular component: membrane.
CUCUGUUCCCCUUACAUUAGGACGGGUCUACUCACCAGCGAGUGAGGUCUUUCAUAGGAGGAGAGAGGGGUGGAGACGUAUUAGCUGAAGGGCCGCCCCCAGUUCUCUUCCCUCCGCACAUUUGCUCCGAAUAUUAUGACGUCACGGCGUUCUUUAAAAAGAACAGAGAAAACAAUCAGCAUUGAGAAAAAUAGAUGCCCUGCGAUCUUGUUAAAAGCGGGAGCUGUAACCCGCAGUUAGAUCGAGCUAUAUAAACAAACGCGAAGAAUUACAGACAGAAGCCUCCUCAGCAAACAUGGUGUCCCCGGUGACCGUGGUGAAGAGUGAAGGUCCUAAACUUGUGCCCUUUUUCAAAGCCACCUGUGUCUAUUUUGUCCUCUGGUUGCCAACCUCCAGCCCUUCCUGGUUCAGUGCUCUGAUCAAGUGUUUGCCAAUCUUCUGCUUAUGGGUCUUCCUGCUGGCACAUGGGAUCAAUUUCCUGACAGCCCAUCACAACGCCUGUAGGAUCUUUGCUGGCUUGAUAUUCUCCGCCAUGGGAGACGCUUUCCUCAUCUGGCAAGAGCAAGGCUACUUUGUUCACGGCUUGUUGAUGUUCGGCAUUACACACAUACUAUAUUCCUCAGCAUUUGGAAUUAAACCUUGGGACCUGAAAGUUGGCCUUGGGAUUGGCUUGGUGUCCAGCUUCUGCUACACCUUCCUGUAUUCCUACCUCUCAGGCCCAUUUACCUACUUGGUAGCUGUCUACAUUGCCUUGAUUGGCUUCAUGGGCUGGCGGGCUAUGGCUGGUGUGCAGCUCUGCAACGACCUUUGGACUUGGACCAAGCUUUCUGCUUGCAUCGGUUCUGUGCUUUUCAUGGUGUCUGACCUGACUAUUGCUGUCAACAAGUUCUGCUUUCCUGUCCCCUACUCACGGGUCAUCAUCAUGGCCACUUACUAUGCGGCUCAGAUGCUCAUUGCUCUUUCUGCAGUGGAGAGCAAGGAUGAAGAAGUUUUCAGAAAGAGGAAAUAGAGGGUGAUGCCCACAGAUUCACAGACUCUGUUGGAGAUGCUGUAGCUGCAUUCAUCCUGGAGGAUGUUUCCGAAUCAGUGACUGCAAGUCUUGCUUCUUUGAAGCAUUUUCUUUAUAGUAUUUAGAAGGUUUUCUCUAGUCCUGUUGGUUGGAGUAUGGAACUCACAAUGGAAGUUUAGAUUGUUUCUAGAAUAUUUACUUCCCGACCCUUGGAAACCUCUCUAACACAUUAUUUGUAUUAUACAGAAACUGGUGCUGAAAUUCCAGUGGGACAAAGCUCAUUUCAGGACAAUAUUAAUAUUAAAUAGGGUAGGCAGUACACUGGAAUUUAAGAGCUUUGCCUUCAACACGGAAUGUGCAAAAUCACAUGAAAAAGAGUUUCAAUGCUGCCUAAACCUUUGUAUUGCAUACAUUGCAGUAGAACUGUGAAUCGUUGUGCGUCUACACAAGAAAUUUUUGGGACCUGAAAAGUACCAUAGGAUGUAAGAGCACUCAUGGGAAUCACUAUGGGUAAUGUAGUUUAUGCUGUCCUUGGAAGAAGUCAGUUUAAAUACCAGAUUCAUAAAAUCAUUUAUUUAUAGGCCAUGCAUAGCCUUUUUUUUUUUUUCCUUUUGGUGAAUGUGAAUCCUGCAGAGCAUCUGUUUUUCUGCAGACUUUAAAAGCAACAACAAAAUGCAAUGAUCUUCUCAGGCUAGUUGAGGUUGGAUGCAGGGAAAAAUUUGGGGAAAAAAAGGGUUUUAACAAUAAAACAAGUCAUGCUGUGCAGUGAAUCAGCUCUUCCAAGGGAACAUUUCCAACAUUAUUCGUGCUGAAACACUGAGAAGGACACCUGGGUGUUUUAAGUCACCAGCUGCUUUGUGGACAUAAUUGAUUGGCCAAGGAAAUCACCUUCUCGUACAAGAUUCUCAGCCUCUUUUCCUCUCCACAACCAGUGCCAGUGUGUCUUGAAAGAGAAUGCACACACAAGGAUCUGGUCAUGAUGAAGAAUGACUGUGUAAUGAAUUCCUGAGGUACUUUUGCAAUUCACCCUUCAACUAUGAACUUGGUGGAUUUUCAAGGAGUGUUAUUUAUUUAAAGUGAGGCCUGUGGCUUCCAGGCAUCUGCUUGUGCAUCUGCUCUCACCUUUCUGUACACACAUCAAUAUUUCCCCACCAUGUCCAGCCAGAGCUGUAGACUUUGCAGGUGCCUUCAUGCUACAGCUGCAGCACAGAUCCUGCGGACGGGCACAGCCAAUCACCAAAGUGCUGAGAGACUAUUGCUUCAUCAUGUUCCAAAGCCGCUCAUUUGUUUGUUUUCCUCUGGCAACACUGAACUACCGCUGGUCAGCCUGGGAGGGAAGUCCAGUUGCAGGCCAGCACUUUCCCUGGUUUUGUGGCAUUCAGCUUACAAAAUGGGUUAUAUUGACUCGCACUGCAACAGUCAGUGUGAAAUCCCUUGGGUCCACACCCUCCUGGUCGCUCAGGACCCUUUUUGGGGAGAUCAUCUCCCUUAGGUAUUUUUCUUACUACAUUUUUUUCUUCACAAUCUGUUAUGUAAGAUCACGUCAGUGUUUAUUUCUGAACAUUUAGAAUUGCUUGAUGCCUUUCAGAUUUGCUAGGACUUCUGCAACAACUCAGAAUUCUUUGUCAGCAUAACAGCUGUAGGACCAUAGGAGUUGUAAUUCCAAUACUCCCUGGAAGACACCAGGUUGGGGAAGACUGGUGUAGAAUGUAGAACAUCCCAUUAGAUUCCCUCUGUCACAUUCUUUCUUGAGAAUUCUCUUUCUGCUUGCAAAAGUAAUUGUGUAGAAAUAUAGUCAUGGGAGUGGAUAGUUGUAUAUACAAAUAUACAAAUACAAAAUUGUAUAAAAUACAAAAAAUGUAUAGUGAAUAUCAGGGGGAAUUCCAAGCAAUUGACCUCUCCAAAGGCUACAAGUGGUCCUCAUCUAACAACCAUUUGUUCAGCGACCAUUCAGAGUUACAAUGGCAUUGAAUGAGUGGGACUUACAACUGAUCCUCGUAGUUGCGACUAUCACAACAUCCCCACAGCCAUGUGAUCGUGAUCUGGGUGCUUGGCAACCUGCUCACAAUUAUGACAUUGCAGCAUCCCGUGGUCACUUG